AUGUCGACGGCGGCGGUGUCAGGGGGGCAGCGGCACCAGGGCGGCGGGCCGGCUGCGGCGGCUAAAAGGAAGCCGGUGUUCGUGAAGGUGGACCAGCUAAAGCCUGGAACGAGCGGCCACACGCUGACAGUGAAGGUGGUGAGCUCGAAGACGGUGCUACAGAAGGGCCGGCCGGAUUCCGGACAUCUCCGCCAAACGAAGAUCGCGGAGUGCCUCGUGGGGGACGAGACCGGAACCAUUGUUUUCACCGCCAGGAACGAGCAAGGUCUGUACCUCGUCCUUUCCUUACUUUGGUCUACCUUCGCGCUUCUCCCCGCCCGAAUACCUUCGCAGAUCCGCGUCCAAGAUCCUGCGUAGUCCGUAUGGAUGUGGUGGCGUAUUCUUCCUAGUGUUCUUUAACAGUCCCACCCUCCCUCUCUCUCUCUAUCUCUUUCUUGGCAAUACUUUUUCGAGCUCAUUCCACUCGACGACGGACAACGUUUCACCUCGUGGAUCCGUCUCUAUUUCCAUAGCAUUUCCAGAUGGGGCAAUCAGAUGUCUUGCCCCAGUCAACUGUAAUGUUCCUAUCUGGGUCUUCUGUUCUAGAUUUAGUGAUCGCCGACUGUUAGCUCCAUGAGGAAGACUAUUCCAUUGUCCCAAUUCGCGUCUUCCGACCCUGAAAAUCAUCUCGCAUCACUCCCUUAUUCUGUGAUGGGUUCACAAUGGCCUCCCCAGUGAUAGAUUCUUACCCAGACUGACACUUCAUUACCUGUUAUGCCACUCGUGAAUGGAUCCCCCUAGACGAACAGAUUUCGUCAGCUCGUCGUACUAAUCAAGAACACCGCAUCAUUGGCUCAUGGAUGCUCGAGCACGACGACCCAUCUCGAUGGUUUACCUGAACGGUCCCCACGCAUCUAGCUUUACAUGUUUCUGCCGACUUGACCCAGUUGAUGAGACCUUCUGGUCAUCCGGUUUCCUCUGCUUUUCCUGCCGGCAGUCGAUCUGAUGACGACGGGAACCACGGUGAUCCUCCGGAACGCAAAGAUCGACAUGUUCAAGGGGUCCAUGAGGCUGGCCGUUGACAAGUGGGGCCGGGUGGAGGUCACCGAGCCCGCCACCUUCGCCGUGAAGGAGGAGAACAAUCUUUCCCUGAUCGAGUACGAGUUGGUGAACGUCGUGGAGGAGUGA
Molecule: messenger RNA, 1167 nt
Organism: Spirodela intermedia
Lineage: Eukaryota; Viridiplantae; Streptophyta; Magnoliopsida; Alismatales; Araceae
Source: the annotation of a GenBank genome assembly